ACACCGGUGCAUUGCGUGCAGCGGCGCGGAAGCAGCGUGGUCCGUUCAGUGCCUGGCUGACUGACUGACAACCGCCGGGGAGAAAGAGAAAAAGUUAUUCUAAGUUCGAGGUCUGCACACUGCCAACAUGUCUGGAGAUGAGGAGACACCAGAACAGACCAUCGCCGAAGACCUGGUGGUCACCAAGUACAAGAUGGGAGCAGAGAUCGCGAACCAGGCUCUGAAGAAAGUAGCCGAGGCCGCUGCGCCUGGAGUCUCAGUGCUCAGCCUCUGUCAAAAAGGAGAUGAAUUCAUCGCAGCAGAAACCGGUAAAAUCUUCAAAAGGGAGAAAGACAUGAAGAAAGGCAUCGCGUUCCCCACCUGUGUGUCGGUCAACAACUGCGUAUGUCACUUCUCCCCUCUGAAAAGUGACCCUGAUGUAAUCCUGAAAGAUGGGGACCUUGUGAAGAUUGACCUCGGGGUGCAUGUUGAUGGCUUCAUCUCAAAUGUGGCUCAUAGCUUCGUUGUUGGGGCAACCAAGGACAACCCUGUAACAGGGCGGAAAGCUGAUGUCAUCAAAGCAGCUCACCUGUGUGCAGAAGCUGCUCUCCGGCUCGUCAAGCCAGGAAACCAGAACACACAGGUCACAGAAGCCUGGAACAAAAUCGCCAAGUCAUUCAAGUGCUCUGCAGUUGAGGGCAUGCUGUCUCAUCAGCUUAAACAGCAUUUGAUCGAUGGCGAGAAAACCAUCAUUCAGAACCCAACGGACCAGCAGAGAAAGGAUCAUGAGAAGGCGGAGUUCGAAGUGCACGAGGUCUACGCUGUGGAUGUGCUGAUCAGCACUGGGGAGGGAAAGGCAAAGGACGGAGGCCAGCGGACCACAGUUUACAAGCGAGACCCCAAUAAGGUCUACGGGUUGAAGAUGAAAACGUCCCGCACGUUCUUCAGCGAGAUGGAGAGACGAUUCGACACGAUGCCUUUCACUUUGAGAGCAUUUGAGGACGAAGCCAAGGCCAGGCUGGGUGUGGUGGAGUGUGCCAAGCAUGAGCUGUUGCAGCCGUUCGCCGUGCUGUACGAGAAGGAAGGGGAAUUUGUGGCCCAGUUCAAGUUCACCGUUCUGCUCAUGGCCAACGGACCUCUGCGGAUCACCAGCAGCCUCUUUGAGCCCGAGCUCUACCAGUCUAAGCACGACGUGGAGGACCCAGAGCUGAAGGUUUUGCUUCAGAGCUCGGCCAGCCGCAAGGCUCAGAAGAAGAAGAAAAAGAAGGCUUCAAAAACCGUAGAGAAUGCGACAGGACAGGCGAUGGAGACCGAAGCUGCCGAGUAAAUUUCAAUAAACGGUGGCAGGAACCCGAUGAACCCAAAGAACAGACGUCACGAUUCUUUCUGUCCCGGCUGUCUGAGGGACUCGAGGGCGUAUAGCUGCUGUGAAUGCCUCUGAUGUCAGUCUGGGAGGAAGCUGCUCCAGAAUCCUGUCACUCCUUAACUCUAAAACAUGGCACCGAGUCUCAUUUAUUCUAGACAAACUUCCUUUUACGUUCAUGAAUUUCCAUUCACACAUCUGCUUUUAAAAAAAAAACCUUAGCUAAUUAUCUGCCUCAUUGGUCCCUGGAAGACAUAUUUACACCAGAAAAACUCCCAUUGACUCAACUUCCCUAACGGUGAAGAAAAUAUAUAGAUUUAUAUAUAUAUAUAUAUAUAUAUUUUGUCCCAGCAGCUCUCCAGUUGACGAGAGCAAAGUCACACCAUUCAGAGAAUCAUUGGUGGUACAGUUGAAACCAUGCCUUUGAAAGGAGCGGUAACUUUUGCACAACAUGAUUGACAUACACAUUUUUUUAAUUAGAUUGUGUUGCUGACAAAUAAAGCUUAAUUCCAGCAUUUACAUUACGCUCAAUUAGGUUUGUGCUCUGGUUCAUUGCGUAAUCUUUCUAGGAGUCUACAGCAGGCUGCCUAGAUCACAGUUUCUACUCGCAUCUCGAGACUUGUCAUUUCAGUAAUGAAGUUGUGGGAGUGUGUGGGGUUCAUUUUCCUCAGUGGUGGACAGUUCAAACUCCCGUCGAGGUUUCGGCGUUCAGUCCUCUGGUGCCACCAGGAGGUCUGACAGUCGUCGGUUUUUACACAAGAACUCCAACAGCUGUUAAGAUUUAUGGGCGCUUUUGUAAAUCUUAGUUUCAGAGACUAUUUUUGGAAACAAUAAAUAACCAACUGACAUCAA
This is a messenger RNA of Xiphophorus hellerii (green swordtail), 2194 nucleotides long. It is a transcript of the gene pa2g4b, whose product is annotated as proliferation-associated 2G4, b. Lineage: Eukaryota; Metazoa; Chordata; Actinopteri; Cyprinodontiformes; Poeciliidae. The transcript is spliced from 13 exons. The record is from RefSeq and is a predicted model, not a curated record. Bases 128 to 1306 code for a protein of 392 amino acids.